CAGCUCUUAUAAACACACAGCCAGGAGCAGCUCCGGCUGACCACUGGGUUUACCGCUCAUCUGACCACACAAUGAUCGUGUUGUCGCCGGACGGCUACCUGACCGUACCGCCGGACAUCGGGCUGAGAUGUACCUGGAACAUCACAAUUCAUUCAUGCCUCGCUUGUUCUUGCACGUGUGUGUGCGCUUAUGUGUUUGUGUGCACUUAUGUGUGAAGAAGUGUGUGUUGUUUAUUCAAGUUCAAGUUCUUUAUUUGUCAAAUGCAGAACAAAAACAAGCAGCAGCAGCCAUUGCUGUUUAUUCAACUUGUGUGUUCCAAGCUCUCCUCAGUAAUGCAAGAGACACACGUCAAAUGUUAAAGUAAAAAGUAUUAUCAAAGAAGUAACAAGAGCAUUGAUAAAAGGAUAUAAAAAACCCACUAUAAAUAGUGUGUGUGAACAUGAAGGCGUGUGCCUUCAAGUGCAUUUGUGGGUGUAUGUGUGUGUUUGGGUUUGUGUCUGUGUGCACGUUUGGGCACCCUAUAGGGCUGUUGGCAGAGAGAUAUAAGAGAUGUUCUCCAUUAUAUAUCUCUUAUCAUUGUUAUGGAAAUAUAUCCUUCCUUAUUAAGACAAAAGGAUAAUGGAUUAGGCAGAAUGAAUACAGUUAUUGUUUUUGAUUUUUUGUUUAGAGCUAUGAUGGCAAGUCAAAUAAGAAUGUCAAGUAUGCAUGUGUGUGUGCGUGCGUGCGUGCGUGCGUGUGUGCGUGCGUGCGCGCGUGUGUGUGUGUGUUAUCCUCUGGUAUUUAAGUGAUUCAAACAUUACAUAUUAUGGCAACCAACCAAAGAAACUUGAUUGAUUCUUUAAUUCAGAUGUCAAUUUACAUCCACAUUAUUUACAUUCAGUUUACAUUCCAGAUCCAAACGUCAUCCAUGCAGUUAAUGGAAUGUACCUCUUGUGCAUAUCAUUCAAUAUAUACAAACCGAGUGUAGGCCCCUGUUACCAGCUGUACUGAAUGUUCAAGGCGUUAUAAAGAACAGCAUGACUAAACCGUCUCCAAAUAAUCUCAAAUGUCCUCCCAUGCAGGUUUCUAAUAUGAGAUCCCUUUUUACUGUAGAGGUGUUACACACACACACACACACACACACACACACACACACACACACACACACACACACACACACACACAGAAGGCUCAAGCCUCCCUAUUGGAUACUCUCUAUCUGUGAUGUCAUCUGGGAAUGGCCUAUAAGAAGGACCUAUUGCUCAACAGCUCAUAAAGGGCGAGCACAGUGCUGAAAGAACAUGUCUGAGUUUUUGUGGGUGUGUGUCUGUGGCUGUAAGUGUGUGUGCAUGUGUGUUUGUGCGUGUGUUUGUGCGUGUGUUUGAAGAACAGUUCCCACGCCUGACUCUGCGAUCUGAAGCGUAGCAGAACGGGAGCUGUGACCGAGGGGCUCUCCUCAGACAACCCUGGAGAAGGCAGGGAGAGAGACGUUGUAGGAAUCCUUCACAGCAGAGCAGGUGGAAGUAGGGUCGCAGUGGAGACCAGCCGUAUGUUCCCGGACUUCUAACAUGCAUGCUCAGUGUGUCUCCUGGAGGUGGAUGCAGAGUUCACAGGAAAGCAAAAAAUUCAUUGAAGGAAGAAGCUAGAGUGAGAUUGAAUUCCCAUUACAUUUGCAGUGAUGGAGAGUACCUCUGCUUUACCUUUGACCUACCAAUCACAAUACACCAAUUCCUCCCAUCGUAACGGGUCCGGACCAGCAAAGUACACGGAGGCAGAGAUAGUUCUACUGGGAGCUGUCUUGUCAGUUCUAGUGCUGGCCAUAGUCCUUGGGAACGUGUUGGUGAUCACGGCCAUCCUGCGCUUCCCGCGGCUGCAGACCACCACCAACCUGUUCAUCGCCUCGCUGGCGGCGGCCGACCUCAUCAUGGGCGUGGUGGUGGUACCCUUCGGCUCCGGCUACGUCCUGCUGGGCGUCUGGCGCUUCGGCACCCUGUUCUGCGAGCUGUGGACGGCGUCCGACGUGCUGUGCGUCACGGCCAGCAUCGAGACGCUGUGCGUGAUCGCUCUGGACCGCUACCUGGCCAUCACCUCACCCCUGCGCUACCCCAUGCUGCUCACCAGGCGCCGGGCCCUGGGCGUGGUGCUGGGGGUCUGGGUGGUGGCCUUCCUUAUCUCCUUCCUGCCCAUCCACAUGGAGUGGUGGGUCUCGGAGGGGGCCGAGGCCAGGCGCUGCCUCCAGGACCCCAGCUGCUGCGACUUCAACACCAACAUGGCGUACGCCGUCUCCUCCUCCAUGGUGUCCUUCUACCUGCCCCUGCUGGUCAUGAUCUUCACGUACGCGAGGGUCUUCCAGGAGGCCCGCAGACAGCUGGCCCAGAUCCGGGGCCGGCAGCAGCGCUUCAGCCACCUGCGCCGCGUCUCCACCGCCGCCGAGUCUCUGCGGAAGGCCGCCGCCGUGGAGUCCAGGAGGUGUGAGGAGGUAGAGGAAGAGGAAGAGGAGGAGGAGGAGGAAGAGGAGGAGGAGGAAGGGGAGGAGGGGGAGGAAGAGGAACAUGUGAGCAACACGUGCGAGUGGCAGGCAAGGGCCAGAGGAGGAGGGGUGAAGGAAGGAGGGGGAAAGGCACUCAUGAACGGACGUGGCGGACACGGAGAGGCGUUGACCUCCAAAACAGACAAGGGCGGGGCUAAGAUUCUGGCCCCGAGACGCCAUAAGUUCUCACUGAAGGAACACAAGGCAGUGAAGACUCUGGGGAUUAUAAUGGGCACCUUCACGCUUUGCUGGCUGCCCUUCUUCAUCCUCAACAUCCUCAUGACCUUCCUUGACCUGGGGAACGUGUGGAUCCCCUACAGGCUCCUCAACUGGCUGGGCUACUCCAACUCAGCCUUCAACCCCCUCAUCUACUGCCGCAGCGCCGACUUCAGGCACGCCUUCCAGGAGAUCCUGUGCCUCAGGCGGGGCAGGAGGGGCGUCGCUGCGCGGAGGUGAUUGGACGGCUGAGAGAGGGGUGGUGGGGUUCAGUGGCGGCUGUCGUCCCCUGCACCUCUGGUAGGGGAGAGACUGGAAACCCCCCCAUUUCUAUUAAGCUCUGAUUCUGAGAUUACAUGAAUGACACAAACCAGACAAUUUACAGGAGCGCAGUCGUAGUUCGCCAUCUUUGGGUUUGUUUCUCAAGCCGUUUUCUCUGAUCACAUGACGGACAGACCGCACUCUGAUAAGCUCUGAAUAUUUUGCUACUUCCGUUUGUAUUUGUAUGGCUUGAAUUUUCUGACUUGUAUUUUCACCACUUGGAUAUGGGUGAUCAUAUUUUGAAUAUCUGAAACUUGAUUUGUUAGUUUAAAUAAGUUAACAUUGUGUUUCUGAAAUGGAAAAACUUGAAAGGCCAUAUUCUAAUUUCAAAGAGGUGAAUUAACCUUGUUUUCAAAGUAUAAUAAUUCAACGCUAUGAAUUCAAAGGUGGUUACAUUAACAUAAACAAAUGCAAUGGCUUUUAAAACAUUUUCCAUGCUUCCCCACUUUGAAUAGAUUGUUCCCAGUUACUUUGUUCAGUCAUUACCGUAACUAUUGAAUUUGUCGCCAGUGUUCAAAGAGUUAUGAUGCAGUCCAUGAGUAAACCACGCUCAACUGUC
This is a messenger RNA of Gadus macrocephalus (Pacific cod), 3605 nucleotides long. RefSeq names its product beta-2 adrenergic receptor-like. Gene Ontology annotation, molecular function: beta2-adrenergic receptor activity; norepinephrine binding. Gene Ontology annotation, biological process: norepinephrine-epinephrine-mediated vasodilation involved in regulation of systemic arterial blood pressure; negative regulation of smooth muscle contraction; adenylate cyclase-activating adrenergic receptor signaling pathway. The transcript has 5 exons. Gene Ontology annotation, cellular component: membrane. The coding region runs from base 1658 to 2965 and encodes 435 amino acids. NCBI's taxonomy places the organism in Eukaryota, Metazoa, Chordata, Actinopteri, Gadiformes, Gadidae. The record is from RefSeq and is a predicted model, not a curated record.